GUGGAAAACUUUAACUCAAAUUAAAUUGACUAAAUUUUAGAAAUAAUGUCUUCAAGCUACAACCCCAAAAUUAAGACUGGUUGAACGAACAACACUAUGCCCUAACCGUUGAUUCGUAGCCAUUUGUUUGUCCAAAUAGUACCAUCGGAUAUUUUCAUUUUUAGCCGUCCAUCACCAAUCCGGUAGCCACAUAAUCGAAUGAGCAUGAAUUUUGGAAGUUUGCAGACGAAAAGAUUGCCACAACAAAAGGAAAACUGUCACUAUAACCAUCCAAACCAACCGUUACAUUUGCCGCGUUACGUGUUCUCUCUCUCUCUCUCUCUCUCUCGGGGUGCAACGCAAUGUCUAUAUAAAGGAAAGCCUUCUUUGAAUGUAUUCAUCCCUCCUCCAUAUUCACAUCCUCAGCUCAUCCACCACACCCUGUUACUUUCUAUAAUGGCUUCCAUAUACCAUUGUUUCUUUGUGGCCUUGUUCAUCUUAGGAGCUUGGGCUUCUCAAGCCAUGGCUCGCAGUCUCCAUGAUUCAUCCAUGUCCAAUCGCCAUGAGCAAUGGAUGUCUCAAUACGGACGCACCUACAAGGAUGCAGCCGAAAAGGAACAACGUUUCAAGAUAUUCAAGAGCAAUGUGGAGUUGAUAGAAUCUUUUAACAGCGCAGGGAACAGAUCAUACAAGUUGAGUGUCAAUGCAUUUGCUGAUCUGACCAAGGAUGAGUUCAGGGCCACUCAUAACGGAUUUAGGCCCACCCGAGCAAGGGCAUCAAAAGCCACGUCCUUCAUGUAUGAGAAUGUUACUGCACCACCUAGCAUUGACUGGAGAAAGAAAGGCGCUGUGACUCCCAUCAAGGAUCAGGGAGAAUGUGGGUCUUGUUGGGCAUUCUCAGCAGUUGCAGCCAUGGAAGGAAUUACACAACUUAAAACUGGUAAGUUGCUUUCACUAUCUGAGCAAGAGUUAGUGGACUGCGACAGGAAUGGUGAGGAUCAAGGCUGUGAGGGUGGCCUCAUGGACGACGCCUUUGAUUUCAUUCAAAGCAACCAUGGCCUUACAACUGAAGAUAACUACCCAUACAUGGGAACUGAUCGUGGCACUUGCAACACUACAAAGGCUUCGAACCAUGCAGCCACAAUCAGCGGCCACGAAGAUGUACCGGCCAACAGCGAGAUGGCACUACUGAAUGCAGUAGCCAAUCAGCCAGUUUCUGUUGCCAUUGAUGCUAGUGACUACACCUUCCAAUUCUACUCGAGCGGAGUCUUCACCGGCGAUUGUGCCACCGAUCUGGAUCAUGGGGUGACAGCCGUUGGUUAUGGGGCAGAUGAUGAUGGGACCAAGUACUGGUUGGUGAAGAAUUCAUGGGGCAUUUGGUGGGGUGAAGACGGAUACAUAAGGAUGAAAAGGGAUGUUGAUGCCAAGGAAGGACUGUGUGGCAUUGCCAUGGAAGCCUCUUAUCCAACUGCAUAAGAUAUAGAUGUUCUAAUUUCAAUUGUCCACUUCUUUAAUGUUAGAUUUAGAAGCUUCUAGCAAUAAUGUGAUUUUUUAUUCGUCAUUUAGCAUUCAUUAAUGUAAAUUUAUUUAUUUAUUUUUAAAGCAUUAAUGGAAUUAA
Magnolia sinica is the source of this 1597-nucleotide messenger RNA. RefSeq names its product senescence-specific cysteine protease SAG39-like. The transcript is spliced from 2 exons. Gene Ontology annotation, cellular component: lysosome. The coding region runs from base 199 to 1455 and encodes 418 amino acids. Lineage: Eukaryota; Viridiplantae; Streptophyta; Magnoliopsida; Magnoliales; Magnoliaceae. Gene Ontology annotation, molecular function: cysteine-type endopeptidase activity. The record is from RefSeq and is a predicted model, not a curated record.